AUGCCCGAAAACCGGGAUGAUAUCAAAGCCUACACUUACCUGCCUUUCGGAUCGGAUCCACUGCAUUGCAUUGGAAUGCGAUUCGCGUUAUUGUCAGCAAAGCUCGCGUUAGCUUUGAUCUCACAUUCGUUCCGCUUCUCCAGAGUCACCGACACUGACGUCCCCGUAGUCUUCAAUAAGGGUCGGGCUCUCUGUCAGGCAAAACGACUUGUGGUCGGCAUUCAGAAACGAUAA
This is a messenger RNA of Oppiella nova, 234 nucleotides long. NCBI's taxonomy places the organism in Eukaryota, Metazoa, Arthropoda, Arachnida, Sarcoptiformes, Oppiidae. The record is from the annotation of a GenBank genome assembly.